Molecule: messenger RNA, 8301 nt
Organism: Haplochromis burtoni (Burton's mouthbrooder)
Lineage: Eukaryota; Metazoa; Chordata; Actinopteri; Cichliformes; Cichlidae
Product: metabotropic glutamate receptor 4
Exons: 13
Coding region: 1442-4183 (913 amino acids)
Biological process (GO): G protein-coupled glutamate receptor signaling pathway; regulation of synaptic transmission, glutamatergic
Cellular component (GO): membrane
Molecular function (GO): adenylate cyclase inhibiting G protein-coupled glutamate receptor activity
Source: RefSeq, a predicted model, not a curated record
CCAGUGAGGAAAGUGUGAUGCAAAUACACGAGAGCGCAGUUACAGUUUUACGCCUAAAUCUUUGCAACACGAGACUGACAGCAGGGAUGGAGACAGAUCUUUUUAAAUCACCUGCUCAUGCAUCAUCCAGGUGCAUUUGAGAAACGGCACAACUCUUGACAUAAGUUGUCAGCUGCUUAAAUCGAGCGCACAAGGACUUUUCAACCUGAAAUCCUCCUCCUCUUUUCUCUGCUCAAAUUAAGUGUCCACCUCGGGGGUUUGACUUAUUGAUCCGUUUUUCUUUAAAUGCAGCUGAUUUCAGUUCAAUUGAUCAAGCAACGGUUUCACUCACUCACUCAGUCCCUGUCCCUCCCCCACCACCUCUUUCCCCCUGUCCUUUUUGCGUUGCCAAUAGUGUCAGUGCUUGACAACGUUUUGUUGAAGCGCUUAAAAAAAGAUAGAGGAGAGAUAAUUUCAGUCGUGCGCGGUGGGAGGGAAGAUUUGUGCAGUCAAACAGAAGAAUCAGUAGACGAAGAGGAGGGGAAAAAAAGUAGGAAAUCUCUGCAACCGCUGGAGUCUCAUUCAGCACCGCUCGCUCCUGGACAGCGUCUGAGCGGCGGAGUUGAUCGAGAAACAGGGGAUUUGUUCAAACAUCCAAUCUGGGAGUAACACUGAAUUUAAACGGGGCGCUUAAUUUUCUUCACGACUUACAAUCCACAUUGGUAUGUUCACUUCCCACACCUGGCAUGCUCUUCUUUGAAUUGAAUCUGUGCGGCAAGCAGCGUUUCAACAGCGAGGGAGUCCAGAACUGACUGGAGCUGGUGCCGCCAAACAAAGACGCUGGAAGAAAAAAGAAACCUGGACGGCAUCGCAGCUCGCAGAAGUUCUUCUCCUCCACUUUGGGCUCACUUGUAUCAGGAAGAUUUAAAGACGACGGUUGGAGAUUCAGGCCAGGAGUGUAUUCCCUUGCGGACAGCUUCAACAUCAGGCACCCACUGUGGAGCCCACUGGCUGGCCUUGUAACUUUCUGCCUGUUUGACACACCAAGAGGAAAGCUAAAUGCACCUGAGUGAUUCUGGAGAACCAGAGAAGAGAGGCAAGCUUCCCACCUUUGUUCUUGCCUUAUGAGAGCUGCUCUCUGUGGACUCCACCUCAGAACACUCUGUACUGUUUAGUUACUGCAUGUAUCCACAACUCUAAGGUGCAGGAAAAGUGAGUGAAACACAAAGAGGAAAGAAGAAAGGGUAAGAGAUAAAGAGAGCACAGCUGCAUAAUUAGUAUUAGCGAAUUUGUUGCAGAGCUAGAAACCAUGAGAAGAGACUUCUGAAGACAACCGUGCUCUGAAAAAUAUUGCGGCUAAACCUUCAGGACAUUUGUAUGUGUGUGCGGGUAUAUGUGCGCACACCUCUUUCAUUUUCAAAGGACUUGAAUUUGUAUUUGGAUGCGGGUUUAGCCUUUCAUUAUGACUCUGCAAAGAGGCUUUGAGAGAGCAUGGAUUGGCUGCCACAAAGGUGUCUGCUGCUGGGUGUUGCUGCUGGCUUGUUAUGUCUUGAUCUCCUUGGCUGCCAAACCGAAAAUGCCGGGCCAUACACACCUAAACUCAAUACGUAUUGAUGGGGACAUAUCCCUAGGCGGGCUGUUUCCGGUGCACGCGAGAGGAAAUGACGGCAAAGCUUGUGGAGAGCUGAAGAAGGAGAAAGGAAUCCAUAGGCUGGAGGCCAUGUUAUUUGCCCUGGAUCGUAUCAAUAAUGACAAUGAGCUGCUGCCUAAUAUCACUCUGGGGGCACGCAUACUGGACACCUGCUCACGGGACACCCACGCUCUGGAACAGUCACUGACAUUUGUUCAGGCACUGAUUGAGAAAGACUCAACUGAUGUCAAAUGUCUCAGCGGAGGGCCGCCCAUCAUCACUAAGCCCGAGAGAGUGGUGGGAGUAAUUGGUGCAUCUGCCAGCUCCGUGUCAAUCAUGGUAGCCAACAUUUUGCGUCUCUUCAAGAUCCCUCAGGUGAGCUACGCUUCUACAGCUCCAGAGCUGAGUGACAACACCCGCUACGACUUCUUUUCCCGUGUGGUGCCUCCAGACACAUACCAGGCACAGGCGAUGGUGGACAUUGUCAAAGCUAUGAACUGGAACUAUGUCUCUACUGUCGCUUCAGAGGGAAACUAUGGAGAAAGCGGAGUUGAUGCAUUUAUUCAGAAGUCCCGAGAGGACGGUGGUUUGUGCAUUUCCCAGUCAGUGAAAAUACCACGUGAACCAAGAUCUGGAGAGUUUGACAAGAUUAUCCGGAGGCUGAGUGAGAACCCCAAUGCUCGAGUAGUCAUUAUCUUUGCCAAUGAGGAUGACAUCAGGCGUCUCCUUCAAGCAGCUAAGAAGGCCAAUCAGACAGGCCAUUUCAUCUGGGUAGGUUCAGACAGCUGGGGAUCCAAAAUUUCACCAAUACUGCACCAAGAAGAGAUGGCAGAGGGUGCUGUCACCAUUCUACCCAAACGACAGUCCAUCAAAGGUUUCGAUCGCUACUUCAUCAGCCGAACGCUAGAGAAUAACAGAAGAAAUAUCUGGUUUGCAGAGUUUUGGGAGAAUAACUUCCAAUGCAAGCUCAGUCGUCAUGCUAUGAAGAAAGGAUCUGGUAUCAAAAAAUGUACAAACCAUGAGCGGAUCGGAAAAGAUUCAUCAUAUGAACAGGAGGGGAAGGUUCAGUUUGUUAUAGAUGCAGUGUACGCAAUGGCUCACGCUCUACAUAAUAUGCACAAAGACCUCUGUCCUGGAAAAGUUGGCCUUUGCUCCAAGAUGGACACUAUCAAUGGCACACUGCUUCUCAAAUAUAUCCGCAGUGUCAACUUUACAGGAAUUGCUGGCACCCCUGUGGUCUUCAAUGAGAAUGGAGAUGCUCCUGGUCGUUAUGAAAUCUACCAAUACCAGAUAACAAAAAACACCACAGAAUACAAAAUCAUUGGUCACUGGACAGAUCAACUCCACCUAGACACUAAUGACAUGCAGUGGCCUGGUGAAACACAAGAAGUCCCUUCCUCUAUAUGCAGUCAACCCUGUCGCCCUGGGCAGCGCAAGAAGACAGUGAAGGGAAUUCCUUGUUGUUGGCACUGCGAGAAUUGUGAUGGUUAUCAGUAUCAGGCAGACAAUUACACCUGCAAGAUGUGCCGCUUUGAUUUGCGUCCCAAUGACAACCACACUGGCUGCGUUCCCAUUCCCAUUGUCAAGCUAGAGUGGAGCUCACCAUGGGCUGUGAUACCAGUCCUCAUUGCAGUCUUUGGGAUUAUGGCCACUCUGUUAGUGGUUGUAACCUUUGUGCGUUACAAUGAUACACCAAUUGUUAAGGCAUCUGGUCGAGAGCUUAGCUAUGUGUUGCUGACAGGUAUCUUUCUGUGCUAUGCUACAACAUUCCUUAUGAUCUCUGCUCCUGAUGUGUUCGUAUGCUCACUGCGAAGGAUUUUCCUUGGUCUGGGUAUGAGUAUAAGCUAUGCAGCACUGCUUACCAAGACAAAUAGGAUCUACAGGAUUUUUGAGCAGGGCAAGAUGUCGGUCAGUGCCCCUCGAUUUAUCUCCCCAGCCUCGCAGUUAGUUAUCACAUUUAGUCUGAUAUCAGUGCAGCUCCUUGGAGUGUGCAUCUGGUUUGGUGUUGACCCAUCACAAGCCAUCAUAGACUAUGUAGACCAGCGCACAGCAAAUCCCGACAUGGCCCGUGGCGUUUUGAAAUGUGAUAUAUCAGACCUGUCUCUCAUCUGUCUGCUGGGUUAUAGCAUGCUUUUGAUGGUCACCUGCACAGUUUACGCCAUCAAGACUAGAGGGGUUCCAGAGACAUUCAAUGAGGCCAAGCCUAUCGGCUUCACAAUGUACACCACCUGCAUUGUGUGGCUUGCCUUUAUCCCUAUCUUCUUCGGGACCUCACAAUCAGCGGAAAAGAUGUACAUCCAGACUACAACCCUAACCAUCUCUAUAAGCCUCAGUGCAUCGGUCUCUCUGGGUAUGCUCUACAUGCCCAAAGUCUACGUGGUUCUUUUCCAUCCAGAGCAGAACGUACCCAAGCGCAAACGCAGUCUAAAGGCUGUGGUCACUGCAGCCACCAUGUCCAACAAGUUCAACCCUAAAGGUGGCCUGAGGCCCAACGGAGAGGCCAAAUCUGAACUUUGUGAAAGUCUUGAAACACAAGAUUGUGUUGAGGGAGGGGAGCCUUGUGAGGGACUUUAGACUCUCAGUGUUGGCCUCAAAGCAGACAUACAUAAGCUACAGUAACCAUGCCAUCUAAGACCGAGAUGAGCCGUGGAAGAGGAGAAAAGGCCUGCCUGAGGAGAAAUCACCUGAUUCUGGGGGCAUAUUGGGGAUACACUGGAGAACUUUCAAGCUGCUACAUCAGAGGAUUGGGGUGGAAAGAUGGGAAUUUGUCACUCCAAAGGAUGUCAUAUUUUUUUUAUGGAAUCAUGUAAAGGCUUGGAUGCAAAUUUUAUGAUAAAUUAGUAGCUUGUAGGAGGGAGAGAAGAGAUGUAAGGGAGCUUGGGCAGUUAAUUUUCCUCUUCCCACCCUGAGCAUUGAUCAGUGAUGUUUCCAGAUGCAGGCUGAAUGAACCACCUGGAGCCUACAGAUUUUUAUUUAUUUUUUCUGAAGUGUAUAGAGCACAAGUUCAGUUCUCUCUGAUACUGAAUUGUUUGUCUCAUUUCAGUAAAAACAGGGGAAAGCAUUCUGUUUUUAUCAAAUGCAGCUGAUGAAAUGAAGUGGUGUAAAAAAUGUAGUAGUUAUUUUUGGUUACAGGUGUAUUUGGAGUUGAAAGCUGCAGUACUCUUCAGACUGUACAUGCCUUACGACAGUACACUCAGUAUUCCUACAUGAACUAAAUAUAUCUGAAACACAUGAAAAUAAAGCAGUGGGUCUCCCCAGUAGUUUUUUUUUUUACAGUUUCAUAAUAAUGAGGACACCACCGUUUUGGCAAUCCUAGUGUACAGUCCCAGAGCAUGCUUAUGGGAGCAUCACGUGUACUGUGCUGUGUUGUCAACGUCUAUGGAAUGCAACAUUUGUCAUCGUUGUCAUUCACAGUGGAGAUGUCAUUUUUGGGGUAUCCCUCUGCUGAACGAAAAUAAGUCAAACAAACCAAACACAAAUUGCCAUGCAAUAGCUCUAUGGUUGACAUCACAUUCCAUAAAUAUCAGUCAGGACUUGGACACUUGACUGUAAACAUCUGAGAUUGAGGGGCUCUUAUUUAUCAUGCACCUAUUGAAGCCUUUUGAAAGACUGUCAAAAUUUCACUUGCAGCGUUGAAAGUAAUUGACAAAUUUAGCCUAAAAGAGUUUUGAUUAAAAUUCAAUAAGAUUGUAAGACUUGUAAUAAAGACUGUAUACUCUGUACCUUAAUGCAGGGCAUUGUGAUAUAGUAGAUUUUUAAAGAAAAAAAGACAACAACAAGCUGUUGUCAUGCCAGACAUAUUGUUAUUAAAGCCUGACAACAUAUGAUAAAUGGGACAGAAGAAAUGCACUACAAGACUAAUCUGUGUGCUUGUAAAAGAUUUUUAUGGAAAAAAUGCAUUCCUCUUCUGGGUCUUGGAUUUUAUGCCUGAAGUGGAAAUGAUAAAUUAUAUUUUUAAAAUAUUUUUUUUGAUUUAAAACAAGGCUCAAGUAGCUAGCCGGCGUUAAUACCAAUUUUGAAAAGGUAUUGGCUUAGUUGAGACAACUGGUCAAAAAGUUCAAACAUAAUUAGCAAUAUGAUAUAUUGUUUCAACAUAUACUGUAACAAUUUAAAUUAACAUUCAAUCCAUUGUCUGAUUUUUAUAUAUAUCAAUAAAAGAUACAGCCAUGCUGUACUAAGUAGUAGCAAGUUCACCUUCCACUUGGCAGCUAUCUUAAUUAUUUCUUGCUUCCAGCAAACAAUUUGACUUUGUGUUUAACAAGACCCACUUGUUUUUUUUCCACAGAAAUUGCUGGAAACCCAAAUAUAGACAAAAGGCCAUAAACAUGACACCAGCAGGAUACACUUCUUUGUUUGUGUAUAAAGGAUGUGCAAAAAGAAUUGUUUGUUUAAAUGUUAACCAGCCGGUAGUUUCUCAGGUUUACUUUGAAGUAUUUCUGCCCCCUAGUGAUCAAGAGUUUCUAAGUACCGCUUUAAAUCUCUACAGUGAUACAUCACUGCUCCAUGCCUACUAAUUAAUUGGUUUUCACAGUACUGAACAUAAAAAAAAAAAAAAAAAAUCAAAGGUAUGAAUACUUGCUUGAUAAAUAAGGGCCACUGCCUUCAUUCUGUGCCUCAUAUCCAUUAAACUACUUCUGCUAAAUGUUCCAUGGUUCUUUCAUCAUGUUUGUGUUGCCAGUAUUACCUUUCAGUUCUUCAGUUUAAACAUUAUUACGGAUGAAUUCAGUGUACAAUUUAAAAUGUGUAAACACCAUUACUGUUUCCAUUCUCUAAAAUAUUACUAAUAACAGUAUUUUCUGGAUUUUUUGUCUCAUUAAAUGUUAUCCUCAGUAAUGCAAAAAUUGUAUGUUGCAUGUCAAAACCCAUAAGAAAGUCGUGUGGAAAAAUUGGAGAGAAAGGCAUAAAGUCCAGACUACUGCAGAGGAUUAUAACUUACAAAUAUUUUGCAUUUUGAUCAAUGAUUCUCUCAGCUCUCAGCUUCAACGAGUCUAAGGUGUUGCGCAAAUGUUGUUUUCUCAUUUGAUAAAGUAUUGUUUGUGGGAUUGUUUGUGUUUGUGAAUAUGAUCAUUUUACUGCUUUUUUGCCACGACCCCCCUCCCCACCUACUUUUAUUUUUCUAAAACACUGUCUGUGUUACAAAAUAGAAUAUGUAAUUGCUGACUGAAAUUAAAUGGCAAGUUAAUGUAUGUUAUUAAAAUUGAUUGAUCAUGUCUGCUUUAUGUACCAAAUUAUUAAAAAAAGAGAAAAAAAACAGUUACAGUGCCUGGAUAUUUAUGAACUAUCUAUAAAAAUAAAAAAAAGCUGUGUAGAGCAUGUUCAUUUUUAUACAAGAUAUUUCUAAUAAAAAGAUUGUUUUGUUAACACGUUGUUGGUGUGUCUUCUUAGUGAGCAUUUCCUUAGCAAAGAAAGCAACAUUUAAAAUUAUUUUUAUGAGUAUUCUGUUAUCUUGUAGAUUAAAUGAAUGCCUACUUAUGGUUCAGUCACAAUAUAGUAAAAAAUAGGACAGAGGUUGUAAAUCCAACACUAACAACCUGUGGAUAAUCACUUUCUAAUCACAAGGCAGUUGCACAAACUGUUAAUUGACGGAACCUUUCUCCAAGCGAUCAAAGUCUGACUACAUUAAUACAUACAGAAAAAAACCCAACAAUCAUAUAACCCCCUAUGUGCAAGCACUUUGGCGACAGUGGGAAGGAAAAACUCCCUGAGAACUGAACUGAACUGAGAAAGGCCAAGACUGAAAGCUUGUGAAAAAUGUUCAAAUAACUACAGGCUGGGAAACUAUUGUUCAAGACUACUUUAAACAUUAACAGAAAGUCUGAGUCCUUGGAGGCAAAACAUAAAGAAGUAAGCAGUGUUUUGAGACUUCUGUAGAGUAGUGUAUACCGUAGGCAAGAAGAAAGUAUUUUAAAGAUAUAAUUUUAAGUUAAUUUUAAGUGUUACCCGUUUGUUUGUUGUAAGUAAGAUGAUGGCUUUCAAAUUAUCCGGCACUGCUGCAUAAUUUCUAUACCUCUGUUAUCUCUAGCUAUCAACCAUUUAUGCUACUCACCGAGGAUGCAGAGAUUUGUAAUUGGGUUUUUUUGUUUUUUUUUCCAUUUCUAAUGCUUAUUUCAUCCAAAUAAUUAAGAAAAGCCAAGUCAUUUGAAUAUUUCCCCAUUAACAAUAUUAUAACUGCUUUAACAUUUCCAGUAUUCAAAUUAAUGAAUAGGCUACUGCUCAUGAGACCACUGGGGGAAUACAUGCUGAAAAUAAAAAGGUGUUUCUCAUUUGAAAUAUCACGUUAAUAUUUCCACUUGGCUGCUCUAACCAGUGAGUGGGUAUUUCAUUUUGUACCCAAGAGAAAAGCGUUAAAUAUUGCUGAGGUGCUUGCUUCUUUCUAAAUGUGCUGGAGACACAAAUGUAUAAGAUGCAGUAAGUGUAGACCCUGUGGUGCAGUGCUGGAGGAAUGACAUCAACUUUUUUUUUUAUUGUUAUUUGUUUACAUUUGUGGUCAGAAAGUUGAUAGUAGCUUAUUUUUGCUCAAAUAUUUUCAGGGUGUCCAAAUAGCUAUAUGUAGUGUUGCCUAUGUGUUGGACUCUGUGUGACUGAUGCAGUUUCUGUGAGCUAAUGCAGGCAUUACACAAGGACAGAGGUGGCAAAAGUACAAAUAUUCUGUACUUAACUAGAUGUACAGAUACUUAUGUUAAAGAAAUACU